CUUUGGCCAUUUUUUGUAAGGAGUAAUACCAAACUCUCUCUUUUCAGUUUUGACAUACAACACUUGAAAGUGGAAACUACGGUUCACACCUCACAUUUCUUGAGGUAGAAAAACCAUUUCUUCUACAUUUUCUUAGACAAAUUGAUAGUGCCAUUUCGCAGAGGGAGAUCAAAGGCUUGGAAACGGCUGAAGAUUUGAGAGAUGGCGAACGGUGCAGUGGAUUGUGCUGAGAGGGCGACGAGUGACAUGCUGAUCGGCCCUGACUGGGCAAUUAACAUUGAGCUUUGUGAUAUUAUAAACUCGAACCCUGGGAUACCAAGCACUGGUUUCGGGCAGAAUGUCUGGGGCACCAGUUUGGCCAAACCCGCCCGAUGCACAUUGGCGUCCCCGCAAGGUGAGGGUCCGGGGAAGGUUCCCACCACAAGGUUGUAUAAGGCCAUAAGGGGUAAGUCUUCCCUUGUCAUUUUUGACAAGCGGCCACUCCCAAGACUUGAACACGUUACCUAUCGGUCACACAACAACACCGUAACCGCUGCGCCAAGGUUCCCCAUUGAGUUCUUAUAAUUACUUAUCAUCAUCAUCAUCAUCAUCAUUACCCCAGUGCCGCAAAGGCUCCUACAUAUGGUGGGGCAAGGGCCCCCAUAUGUACGCAACCUUACCCUUGUACUAAAGCACAAAUAGACUGUUUCCGGAUGACCCAUAGCGAAAAUGGCGUCGAAAAUUGCACUCUCUAAUACUCUGUUGUUUUCCUCCUACAUGUGUUUACUAUAAUCAUUUUAUCCACUAACCCAAACUCAAUUAAUUUCUUUUGUGGAAUGGGUUGUGAGGUACAUUCCCUUCAUAAAUAAUUUUAUUCUUCUUUCUCUUUGUUUAAAUGACAGUUCUCUUUGGUCAUUGAGAACUAGAAGAAUUUUCUUGCAGGGGCACAAUUGCUCAAUAAACCCGGGGUCAUUUCAGAUCCCUUUCUGCUUCGAGAACAGUAUUUGUUUGUGAUUGCAUGUUAUUUUCCCUAUCACAUUGCGUUGCAUGAUGGCAAAAUUCGGUGCAUGUUGGUAAAUGCACAUUAAGGGCCUAAGAGGUGUAAAUUUUCAUUUGGAUUUCUAGAAUGUUUUGCUUUUAUAGUUUCAGCUUUAUAGACAAUUCCCAUAUUUCCUGAAUAUCCUAAAAGUGUGCGCAUAUGAAAAUUAUACAGGGUUACUGCCCUCAUAGUACAACAACCUAGUUUUACUCCCAAAUCAUUGGGUCAACAUCUUUAACCAAUCAGAAUAUAACUUGAGGUCACCCACUAACCCUGAUCCACCACUAUAUUAAUUUCAAUUCGUUUCUAUAAUGGAUUAUAUGCUCAUGAAUUCCAAAUGCCGUAAUGUCUCUUUUACACCCCCAAACUAUGUCAUCUUAGGUCUACCAUUACUCAUUUUGAUUUCCCCUCUUUACUGGUAUAGUCAUUUUUUCUUUCUUGCUAAUCCAUGGAAAUCAUAUGUUCUUCCUUCUACACCCGCUCUCUCAAGUUCCUCCUAUUGGUGACCUCAUUUGAGCUAAUUUCUUUUUGCACUUUGACCUUCAAUGCUUCUGUAAUCCAUUACCAUCCAAGGCCUUCAAUUUAUCCCAAUUGCAAUCUUCUAGCCUUCAAUUUAUCCAAGAAGCAGUCACUUUCUGUAAAAACAAACUCCAUGUUGAGCUUGGGAUGCCAUAUCAUCUAUUUUAUCCUAAGAAGCUAAUUAUAUCCAAUUGCUCUUCCACUGCUUUAAUGAUUAAGGUCUGCUGCCACAGAAGGAGAGCUCUCUCCUCCCUUUAGAGCCAUAUAGCAGGACAGUCUGCUUCAUCAUCAGUCUCUUGGCCUUUUCCAUUUUGUCAUCAUCCGAGAUAAACUCUUUAUCCUUGUGAAUGUCGGGGUUUUAACCCUAUGCUUAAUUUUAUUCAGCAUAUCCUUAUAAUUUAGUCUCCAUCCCAUAACCCUGAUAACCAGAGACUCAUUGAAACUUAAACCC
Molecule: messenger RNA, 1988 nt
Organism: Cuscuta epithymum
Lineage: Eukaryota; Viridiplantae; Streptophyta; Magnoliopsida; Solanales; Convolvulaceae
Source: the annotation of a GenBank genome assembly